Loa loa (African eye worm) is the source of this 2722-nucleotide messenger RNA. RefSeq names its product V-type ATPase. The record is from RefSeq and is a predicted model, not a curated record. Gene Ontology annotation, molecular function: ATPase binding; proton-transporting ATPase activity, rotational mechanism. Gene Ontology annotation, biological process: vacuolar acidification; proton transmembrane transport. Bases 20 to 2608 code for a protein of 862 amino acids. NCBI's taxonomy places the organism in Eukaryota, Metazoa, Nematoda, Chromadorea, Rhabditida, Onchocercidae. Gene Ontology annotation, cellular component: vacuolar proton-transporting V-type ATPase, V0 domain; plasma membrane; vacuolar proton-transporting V-type ATPase complex. The transcript has 20 exons.
AGGGUGCGAUAGGAACGGUAUGGGUUCUUUAUAUCGCAGUGAACCAAUGUCCCUUUGUCAGCUGUUUCUACAUUCCGAGAUGGCAUACGAUGAAAUAGCGAAACUCGGAGAACUCGGCGUCGUACAUUUUAUUGAUCUGAAUUCUGAAAUGAACUCAUUCCAAAGGCGUUUUGUUGGUGAUUUGAAACGAUGUAAUCUGAUGGCACAAAAACUAAAGUUUAUUGAGGAGCAAAUUCUAGCAGAUUCUAUCCCAGUACCGCAAAUAAAUGGAUUUGUUCCAGCACCACCACCAAGCGAAAUGAACACACUCGAAGCUGAAAUUGAAAAGAUUGAGGAACAACUGAUUGAAAAUAAAAGAAAUAUGGAAAAUUUGAUGGAUAAUUAUGCACAGCUAAAUGAAUGCAUGCAGUGCAUCAAUAAAGUGCAACAUCUUCUCACAGAUGAACAGCGACAACAACUUAAACAGUCAAUGCUGGGAAUGGAUCAGGAAAAUUUAAUCUCCGGAAUUGAUGCUAUUCGUCGCGAAUUGACCAAUGUGGUCAUAAGGAAAAAGGACAGCAUCAUUCCAAGCCGAAUGUCAAAUAUUUUCUCCGGCGAAAAUUUCAUUGCCGGAAUUGUGGAACGUCGGUAUACGACUGCAUUGGAACGUUUGCUUUGGCGCACGUGUGGUCUGAAUAUUUUCGUACGUACGGUCACUAUUGAUUUCAGCGAAGAUCCUUUACUUAGUGAUACACCACCGAAAGAUGUCUUCAUGGUAUUUUUUUCCGGUGAAGUACUUGGAUUACGGGUGAGAAAGAUAUGCAAGUGCUACCAAGCGGAAAUAUACGAUUAUAAAGACCCGGCAAAUGACCGAGUGUUACAUGUAACAACAUUAUUUGGACGUGUGACUGAAAUCAAAUCGGUCAUUGAAGAAACAAGAAGAUAUCGUAACAAAUUGCUUCAAGCAACUGCUUGUAAAGCUCGUGAAUGGGACAUCAAGUUGCAAAAGAUGUCCGCUGUGUUCGGAGCAAUGAAUAUGUGCAAUGUAGACAUCACUCAGCGAUAUUUAAUCGCUGAAUGUUGGAUUCCGACCGUUGAUGUAACACGUGUUCGAAAUAACUUUAGUAAGACGAGCAUGGAAAAGAAUGGCUCUGUCUUAUUAUCUUUCUUGUGCGAAAUUGAGACGAACAAAGUACCACCAACAUAUUUUCGUGUUAACAAAUUCACAAAAGUUUUUCAAAACAUCGUUAAUUCGUACGGUACAGCAACUUACCGCGAAAUUAAUCCAGCUCUCUGGACAACGAUAACAUUUCCAUUCCUAUUCGCAAUAAUGUUCGGCGAUGCUGGUCAUGGCCUAAUCAUGCUUUUUAUUGCCCUUGCAUUCAUUCUAUUCGAAAAAAAAAUCGAAAUCGAUGAUGAAAUAAUGGGAACAUUUUACCAUGGACGUUAUGUCAUUCUUCUAAUGGGACUUUUCUCACUUUAUACAGGCUUCAUCUAUAACGACUUCUAUUCGCGUUCGAUGAAUUUGUUUGGAAGUAGCUGGCGCAAUCCCUACGACGUUAGCUUGUUCGACCUAAAACCAAGUGAGGAGAGUGCGCAAAUUGAUUUAACACUACCGCCACAGUAUGCUUACGACAGAAAUAAAGGUCCUUAUGUUUUUGGUUUGGAUCCAGUUUGGAAUCUAGCAGGAAAUCGGCUAAUAUUUACAAAUUCAAUGAAGAUGAAAACAUCCGUUAUUUUUGGCAUCAUACAAAUGACAUUUGGUGUAAUGCUGAACCUUUUGAAUUUCUUGUAUUUUCGAUCAACUAUCGAUAUUUGUUCUACAUUUAUACCACAGAUUUUGUUUCUAUGCUGUAUACUGAUUUAUCUGUGUAUUCAGAUAACAGUCAAGUGGCUCAUGUUCAGCACCAUACCUGGUGAUGUUUUCGGCUUCUUUUAUCCAGGGUCACACUGUGCUCCUUCACUCUUGAUCGGGUUGAUCAACAUGUGCAUGCUGAAACCACGCAAGGAAGGUUUCUGGAAUCUCUCUUCAUCCAGCGAGUUGGAGCAAUGUUAUUUACAGGCAUGGUACCCAAAUCAGGGUAUGGUAGAGAAAGGUCUUCUAAUAUUAGCAAUACUUUGCAUACCAGUGAUGCUUUUGGUGAAGCCUUUUUAUCUAAAAUUCAAAUUCUGGAAGAUUGGAGAUGAAGAAAUUGCCAAUAUUGAUGAUAGUGAAGUAAAGUGCGAUUUCAUGGAUGUUUUCAUAUAUCAAGCAAUUCAUACGAUUGAAUUUGCACUUGGGUGCAUAUCACAUACCGCUUCUUAUCUUCGCCUCUGGGCACUUUCUUUGGCUCAUGCACAGCUUUCUGAAGUUCUGUGGUCAAUGGUGCUUGGUAUGGCUUUCUCACUAAAUGCUUGGUCAAGUGGUCCACUGUUGUAUCUUGUCUCUUGGCUCUACGGAUUGCUUACAUUUGUCAUAUUGAUAUUAAUGGAAGGACUUUCUACUUUCUUGCAUGCGUUGCGAUUACACUGGGUUGAAUUUCAAAGCAAGUUCUAUGACGGUCAUGGAUAUUCAUUCAAACCCUUUGCAUUUGCUCAAAUGAAAUCCUUCAAACUUGUUAGUAAGAAAGAUGGAAGUGUAACUUGUUAAUUUCAUGUGAAUCUCAUAAACUAAUGAAACUACGACUGCAAACUUUUCAUUAUCACUAAAGCAAAAAUCGAUUGACAGAGCAUUUAUAAGAUAAUUGCACAACAGUAAAAUCAA